Molecule: messenger RNA, 2418 nt
Organism: Pistacia vera
Lineage: Eukaryota; Viridiplantae; Streptophyta; Magnoliopsida; Sapindales; Anacardiaceae
Exons: 2
Coding region: 42-1859 (605 amino acids)
Source: RefSeq, a predicted model, not a curated record
CUUAAGUUUUUUAUUUGUUGGGUUUAUCGAAAAUUGAUGAGAUGAUGAUGAUGGGUUUUGGUUCUUCUUCUUCUUCCUCAUCGUCUAAUUUAUCUGCUUUAGCUCAACCUUUUACAGUUGAUCGUUCUGUAUCAAAACCCCUUGUGGAUUUGACUGAACCGCCUUUGAAUUGGCUUAAUACUCACUCUUUACCUUUUGAUUCCUCCAUCAAAACUAGUAAUUUUGUUGAAGCCAAGCCUUAUUAUCCUUCUUAUAUUUCACCACCCACGUAUGAUGACUACACUCAAUCCUUGACUGGCUUGUGGGAUGGAUCAAACGGUUGGAAUUAUCCCAAAAACGAUAUCAACGUCUCUGAUUUACCCGUUUACAAGGAUCAUAUGGAUACAGCUCAUUCGCCCAAGGUCCUAAACACAUGCGAAGAGAAAUCUCAGAUGCUUGGCUUUGAAAAACACAUGGGGUCUUGUAACAUUGAAGGGUUUGAUUAUAAAUCUUUCUCAGGGCAAAAUACUGAGUUCAUGCCUGUUGAGUAUUCAAGAAAAUCAUUUGUUGGAUCCACUUCAGUAUUUCCUGAAAGCUAUUCUCUGGCAUCUUAUGAGAAAGGUAUUAGUCCAAAUGAUGUUACAUCAGUCAGGAAGUCUUCCCCUGGGCUUGUCAUUGGAGCACCAAAUACAACUGCCUUUAACAAUGUGGGAAUUAGCGGCCUUGCACACAGUAUAGACUUCGCUGCGAAUAGUAAUUUAUCAGAUGGCAAAGUUCCCGUUGAUUCUAGUAAAGUCAGCUUCAACCUGGACGGGGAUCAUCAUAGUUUUUUGGAAUUAUCCCCAGAAAAGAAAGAAAAGCUCUUGAGCAACAUAAGUGUGACUAAGGAUCCCUUCAGGACCAAUUCUAUUCGACAGGUUGCUCAUAUUAGUUCAGGUGGUAAUGAUACCUUGAAUUGUUUUGAGAAUUCUUCUGAUAGUUUAGAUCAUUAUAACCAUGCCGUGGAUUCACCCUGCUGGAAAGGAGUUCCAGUUUCUCAUUAUUCUGCACUUGAAGCUUCUGGGCCUGUCCCUCCACAGCUUACAAAGACAAUAGAAGCAUGCAGUGGCUCCAAUCUUAUUGGGCCAACCAAUAAUGCUGUAAAAUUCUGCUCUCAGAAACCAAGUGAAUUUCCACUGUACCAGGGAUAUGGGUGCCUGGAAAAUGAUUUAGCACCUUCUCCAGAAAGGAUUUCUGUUGCUAAUAUGUUAAUUCGGGAACUUGGAUCACAUGAUGAUGUGAAAGAAGGAUACUACCAAUCAAGCUAUGGCCAUGGGUUUCAGCUUUCUGAUGACAUCGAAAAAUCAAGAAAAGAAUAUGUUCUCUCGAAGAACUCAAUGUAUGGGUUAAACUUCAAGCCUUUCCAUUCCACACAACAAAGUGUUGAGGAAGGUAAACCGACUUCUGAAAGAAAGUGUGAAUCAGGCACUGGUGUUGAAGAUGUUGGGAUGACUACUAGUGAUUCCUCAGAAGGUUGUUCAUCACAUGUGCCAUUCCAUGCUACAGAGCAUGUCUUGAGUUCGCCUCCUGCUGUAGAAGCUGCUCCCUUUGAGCUUACCAAAAUGUAUGGUAAACAACUAGCUCCCAAGAUUUGUGUCCAGACAUUGAUUAGUACAAUGCAUAACCUAUCAGAAUUGCUUCUAUCUCAUUGUUCAAAUGAAGCAUGUGAAUUGAAGAAGCAAGAACUUUCUGCCCUGAAGAAUGUGGUCAACAACCUUGAUAAAUGUAUAUUAAAGAAUUUGGGAACGGUGGUCCCAUUGCAAGAAUCAUUGUUUCCGGAUAUAACUUCCCAAUUUCUCGGGGGGUUGCCCAAGCUUCAUGAGGUAUGUUGUCCAUGCUAAAGUUUUAAUACACAUCAAAAUCACUUCUCUGAUAUAUUGGAAAAAAUAUACAUGGUGCGGGUUGCAAAUUCAGUGGAUGGUUUCUGCUUCUUUUGUUAUUUAUCUGGUAAAAGAAAAGAACGUAAUUGACACACACAGGAACUGCAGCAUAGAUAGACAUAGAUAAAUCAUGCACACUAUGCUGAAUUCUUUAGAAAGCAUUAAAUAUUCCAGUUAGAAGUCCUAUUUGCACAAAAGAACAGCAUCAUUCCUCUGUAAGGAUUUCUUGGAAAAUUGGGAAAUGGUCCAACCUUUUAUAUUUUGAAUAAAGACCUCUAUGCUCCUUUUGUUUUUUAUUUUUGUAAUUGUACAGUCCGGUAAUUGUGAUGCUUUAGAAUCCCUGUAAGACUUUGUUUGUAAAUUAAGUCACCAAGGUUUUUCCUAAUCCCUUGGAGCAAAGAUUUAUUUGCAAUAGGAAAGCUUCUACUUUCCUGCAGACUGCAUCAUUGCAUAAACACCUUGAAAUAUAAUGAAACAGAAUAAAAAUGAUAACACCCUUUCAAAAUAGUUAGAAACCAGA